Messenger RNA from Salvelinus sp. IW2-2015, 1056 nucleotides. RefSeq names its product E3 ubiquitin-protein ligase znrf2. Lineage: Eukaryota; Metazoa; Chordata; Actinopteri; Salmoniformes; Salmonidae. The record is from RefSeq and is a predicted model, not a curated record.
AGUGCUGUGCGCACGGAGCCCCGUCCCCGCUAUUGUCGUUUCUGCUCUGCUGUUUCUGUCAUCCCCUUCCCUCCAUCACUUCCUCCUACAUUAUAAUAGUUUCACUGUGACUGCCUGCGGUCGGCUAACAAGGAAGCGUGGGGAGCGUGGCUCUUCACUUUCGUAUGAUAGAGAGGACAUAUGGCGGACUGUCAUUAUUCAGAAAACAACAGUCAAAGCAUAUUAAUCCAAAACAAGCAACCGGGACGAGGAAAGAUUCGAUAACUGCAAAAUGGCAACAACUACUUACGCAAAGUUUUAAUGUCAAGCGUAUUUACUUUGUUUUUAGCCCACCGUAAGGACAGCUUUCCAACCCGUUGUUUUGCAUCGCUGUCAGUUACUUUUAUUCAUUGACAUUUUCAACCUGUCAUUGGGGUCGUAACGACGUAUAAUUUCCACUUUUGGUAUUUUUCUUUUAAACACUAUCCUGGACUGGGUGGUCGUGUACUUGUGUCCCUUUGCGUUUUAAAUGUGACACACUCACUGACCGCCACCGUGCUGCACGAGCCCUUUAAUAAUUCAGGGUAAAUCUGUCGACGUGUGUUGGCACCAGCGACCGACAUGGGGGCUAAGCAGAGCAGCCCAGCCGCUAACGGACGGACCAGGGCUUACUCUGGCUCGGAUCUCCCUUCAAGCACCUCUACUACCAGCAAUGGGAACGGUAGGACUGCAGCCAUGGCAAUGAGCUAUCACGCGUACGGCCAGUCGGCUCACGGGGCCUCGGGAACCACAGCGACCUCCAGUCAACACAUUGGCCCCAGGACGAGGUCCGUGGGAGGCAGUUCUGGAGGGUCAGGGCUAAGACCCCAGUCAGGCAUCAACAUCCCCAACAACAGUGGAGCCUACAGCUCACAGGAGUCUGGCAGCAGCACCCCGGAGGAGGCAGAGAGGGACAGGUCCAGCGGGGGGCAAGGGGGUCCCCGGUUGUUGAUUGGAUCAUUACCAGCACACCUUUCRCCUCACCUUUUUGGAGGUAAGAGACUGGCUGACAAUACGUGUGGACCAAAUGUGUCCUAA